Branchiostoma floridae (Florida lancelet) is the source of this 2352-nucleotide messenger RNA. Its product is annotated as potassium voltage-gated channel subfamily D member 2-like. Gene Ontology annotation, cellular component: membrane; voltage-gated potassium channel complex. The transcript has a single exon. The record is from RefSeq and is a predicted model, not a curated record. Gene Ontology annotation, molecular function: A-type (transient outward) potassium channel activity; protein binding. Gene Ontology annotation, biological process: protein homooligomerization; potassium ion transmembrane transport. Bases 245 to 1717 code for a protein of 490 amino acids. NCBI's taxonomy places the organism in Eukaryota, Metazoa, Chordata, Leptocardii, Amphioxiformes, Branchiostomatidae.
UGCGGACUAAUUUGACGUUACGCCGGCGUGGUGUGCCUCAUUAUCGGCGGCGCGAUGAGGGCUCCCGGCGGAGUCACGCCUGAUCAGCGCGCUCAAUCACAUUCAUAUGGUUUGAAUUGAGCAACUUUGGCAGUUGCGUCACAUGACUCCGUCGGUGCGCCCAAUACGAACUGAAAGUCUCUCAUAGCAGGUCUGAGCUUCAGCGGAGUGCACACCUCAGGGCUUCGCCUGGUUCUUCCGCACCAUGGACGGCGCUGAAGUAGCAUCGUGCUCUGUCCGGCAACCUGCCGUACAUCCGGAACAUUUCCCAGCGAUGAAGAUGCAGUUUGUGCGGAGAGACCACAGGGUAAAGAUUAACGUGGGCGGAACGCUAUUUGUGACGUCCCGGAAAAUCUUUGACCGUUUCCCGGACAGUCUGCUCGGAAGCGAUGAGAAAGACUACUUCUACAACGCGGAGACCGACGAGUACGUGUUCGACAGGGACCCGGAUAUAUUCAGGUACAUCCUGACGUACUAUCGCACCGGGCACCUGCACUACCCCGAGAACGAGUCCGUGAAGGACUACGAUAACGAGCUGAUCUUUUUCCGCCUCAUGGCAGAGGAUAUCGUCGGCGCGUGUUGUCGGGAGACGUACAUGGAGAAAAAGGAAGCCCUGGAGCAAAUAGAGUCCGAGGUGGCGACCGGUACAGGCAGCAAGGAGGCGUCAACCCUCUCCACGGUGCGUGCGAGGCUGUGGAGUAUUCUGGACGACCCGUUGUCAGGAAUAGUCGCCCAGGUAGCGUUUUACGUGACAGGAAGCAUGAUCGUUGCCUCCAUUGUGGCGAACGUUGUGGAGACAAUUUGGUGCCGUAAUUUUGGCGGACAGGACGAGUGGCUGCGCUGCGGAGAUAGGUACAGAAUUACAUUUUCAGUGGUGGAAAUUACCUGCGUUACGUACUUUACAAUCGAGUAUUCCCUGCGACUGUUCGCAGCGCCAAAUAGACGAGAGUAUGUGAAGAGUCCUUUAAGCGUGAUUGACUUGGUGUCUAUUGUGCCGUUCUAUAUCGCUUUAUGCAUCCCUGAGAACAAAGAGUUGAACGGUGUGUUUGUCACCCUCCGCGUCUUCCGCGUUUUCCGCAUCUUCAAACUGUCGCGCUCGUCCUCCGGCAUGCAGAUGCUGGGACAGACGCUGAAGGCGUGCAUGCGCGACCUCGGCUUCCUGCUCUUCGCGCUGGCCAUGACCGUGGUCAUCUUCGCCACCAUGAUGUACUACUGUGAGCGGGGCCGGCCCGAGUCCAACUUCACUAGCAUUCCUGCCGGCUUCUGGUACAUCAUCGUCACCAUGACGACGCUCGGGUACGGUGACAUGGUGCCCAACACCAUCGUAGGCAUGCUGGUGACGGCGUUCUGCUGCCUCAGCAGUGUGGUCCUCCUCACGCUGCCGGUCACCGUCAUCGUCUCCAACUUCAACGCCAUCUACCGGCCGGAGAAGGUCUUCAAGGGCGACAAGGCGCUGCUGACCGGCGGGGUGGAGAGCCCGGAGAGGGAGCGGUUCGACCGCCAACACCAACACCUUAUAGACUGCCUGAGGAACACUACCAGACCCGGGUUUUACCUGACGCGACGCCGCCAGGGGAGCCGCGACCUACAUCGCUCGGACGCGUCCUCAUCAACUCCCGCUUCCUUCCAAGAGCUCUCCGUAGAGACCAUACUCGAUUACGAUGAAACAAGUUCUUAAAGUCGGUGGGACGCUUUUUAUCUUGUACAAUUAAAACUUUAAAUUGUAAAAAAUAGACAUGGUAAGUGCAUGCAUGGUUAUCACGGGGAGGUUUUUAGGAUCAAGAAGCCAGAACAGUUACAGACAAUCUGACCCUAUACUAUUACAGAGCUCAUCUAUAAUACAUGAAGUUGUAUCGAGAUGAUGGACAGCAUUAACGCUGAUUUAUGCAUCAUUUGCGGUUCCGCCACAGCGAUUGAAAUAUCAAACCGAUCAAUCAGAACAUUGCAUGCGUGUUAAUAUCAUACAAAUAAGAACACCAAAGGCCGUAUCUUUCAAUUGGCAACAAUUUAUCAAGAUAAGAACGGUAAGACAGAAGUUAGAAGCACGUAUGACGCAUGGGAAACCCCUUCAGCACCAAGGACGUGAACAGUUUUUUUUACUAAUCUGACUCUUGUAUAUCUAAUACCUCAUAUCAGCUCUCAUGAUAGAUAGCAUUCACCGUGACUAUUUGAAACAAAUUAUAUAAUGUUACAUUCAAUACAUUGAAAUGCGUAUGUCAAUAAAUAUGUCUGCCCAAUUUGUGUGCGGAAAUGGCGUGCUGUUCCCUAAUGAGCGGAACCAAUAUCUUCUCGCAUUAAAGGGCGUGUGUUCAA